Molecule: messenger RNA, 4891 nt
Organism: Saccostrea cuccullata (small rock oyster)
Lineage: Eukaryota; Metazoa; Mollusca; Bivalvia; Ostreida; Ostreidae
Product: serine/threonine-protein kinase unc-51-like
Exons: 23
Coding region: 298-2754 (818 amino acids)
Biological process (GO): positive regulation of autophagy; reticulophagy; autophagy of mitochondrion
Cellular component (GO): phagophore assembly site membrane; autophagosome; cytoplasm
Molecular function (GO): ATP binding; protein serine/threonine kinase activity
Source: RefSeq, a predicted model, not a curated record
CUUAUCAAGUGAAGAGGUCAAAACCAAAACAUAAUCAGGUGUUGUUCCAAAUGACCUGUCAAGAAACUAGCUUAGAGACGAGUUCUAAAUUUAAACGCCAAAGAAAAGAAUCAGAAUGAUGCAAGAUCGAUGAAAAAUGUUGACUGAAUAAUUAUUUUUAAUGAUCAUAUGUGAGAAAAUCGAUGAAGAUAUGAGUUCAAAUUCGAGGAAUUAGGACCAUCAAAAUGGCUCCUGACCAGCUUCCAAAAGGAGCAACUUCAUCUUCAGUGAGAAAUACAGAAUUGAUAUAACAACAAAAUGGAAGUUGUUGGAGAAUAUGAGUAUAGCAAAAAGGAUCUGAUAGGCCAUGGGGCUUUUGCGGUUGUCUUCAAAGGAAGACAUAGAAAGAGACCAAAUCAUGUAGUGGCCAUUAAAAGUAUCACCAAGAAGAACUUGGCCAAGUCUCAAAAUUUGUUGAGCAAGGAAAUCAAGAUUUUAAAGGAGCUAUCAGAUCUUCACCAUGAGAAUGUGGUUGCUCUUCUGGACUGUAAGGAAACAACCAACCAUGUUUACUUAGUGAUGGAGUACUGUAAUGGAGGAGAUUUGGCUGACUACUUACAGGGUAGGUCAAAAGAUAUUCCCAAAGACACUUCAUCAGAACUCAGAGAUUUGUUGAUGAAAAUGUUAAAAAGAAAUGCAAAGGAUAGGAUAGAGUUUGAGGAGUUCUUCAGCCACCCUUUCCUUAAGCCCCCGGGACAGUCAGCGGCCGCCUCUUCCUCACCUGUACCGGUCCCCGGUAGAGCCUCCCAGGGAUGCUCAUCAGAGAGCCCCACCCCUCCCAGAUGUGUGUCUGCGUCCCCCUUAUCAGGGAAAGCCGACUACUCCACCCCUCCUUCCAAGGUUGUACAAAUGAUUAAACAGCAGGAGGUAGCAGAAGCCAUGUCAUCAAAUGAAGGAGAAUUCCUCAAAGUUGACAAGGGACCAACACCACGCAGUAACAGUCCCACAGAGCAUGACUUUGUGCUUGUGCCCGAUGGAAUGAGUGAUCACUCAGAUGGCAGUGAUAAAGGGGGAAUUCCCUCUACAGGGGAUUUACAGAGACCUUGUGAGCGCGCUCAGCCUCAGGUUGUGAAGGUCGAGCCCCAGACAGGGUCUGUAGGGUUCCGGAAGGACUCAUCUGGUAUGUCUAGUCCCAGUCGACCGUCAACACUGCCCAUGCAGGCCCAGAACCAGUCAGAGCCCAUCCCAGUACCCACACAGGUCAAAGCCUUCGAGAGAAUCAGAUCUAGUAACUCUCCACUCUCCAGUCCUCGCAAGUCUGGAAUGGAAAUCUCCCCCAUAGACUCAGCAAGAUUGUCUAGUCAGAACAUCAAGAUGUCACCACAGUCAGAAAGAAAACCAUUUACUGCCCCUGACAUUGGUUCUUUUUCACCUCCAACAGUGAAAUUCUGUGUUGGCACACCCCCAAGCAUCUCCCAGCCCUGGAGGAGGGGCAGUGUAGGCAGCUCUCAGGGAUUGGCCCAGUACCACCCCAGCAAUGUCUCAAACUCCCCCAAUCGUAGAGCAAGUAUGGGUAGUUCUCCCAAGGGUUUGACACAGAACUUUUCAAGCCCUGGGUCCUUGCCCACCAUCUUGGAUUCCCCUCAUUUUGAGUUUCACCAUGAGCCUCAGGUCAUUGACAACAUGCCCUCUGACCCCGUCAGGGCACCGUUUGGACAGAGUCGACCCAAGGCCAUUCCUGAGAGUAAGGGUACGAAGAGGUACAACCCUGGGGAGGUGGAUAGAGUAAAGAGAAACUUAAUGGAACGAUGCAAUACUGACCCAGGGGCCUCAGGGGGCAGCAGUAUGUUAUCACAGCAAAUGAAAGUCAAUUAUUUAAACCAGCAAGGACUGAAUCAGUUGGAAGGACAAGUGAUGAGGUACACAAGCAAUGAGCAACUGGUGUCUCCCAAUGAUAACACCAUCCAGAUGGAGACCCAGAGGUCAGGGUCGUAUCUAAGGAGAACAGUGAGUGCCACAUCACCCAGCAACAUGGUGUUUGCCAAGUCACCCCCCAACAUGGAGGGACCUGUAGCCUUUGUGGCCCCAGGACUGGCAGAGGAAACUCUAAUGGGAGAUAACCACAAUGAAAUAAUGGCCAAACUGAGUUUUGUGAAUGAUCUGGCCGACUGUGUGAUGGAGCUAGCCAUGGCAAAAGGAGCUCCACUCAACACUCUGUCAGAGUCUGUCAACUGGAAACAGGGUGAGGGGCCAUUACAGGGAGAACAAAUGCCAAAGUUUAUUGAAGCUCAAAGGUUGUUAGAACAGCUGGUUCUGUAUGUCAGAUCUCUACAGCUGUUAUCCUCAUCAUUACAACUAGCCAGGAGGGAAAUCAAGGAUGAGAGACUGCAGAUCUCUAAUGCCCUUAAAACUUUGUUGAAGCAGAUGAAUGAGCGUUACCAUCGCUGUGUGUCUGUCUGUAAGCACAUUCAACAGAGGCUGGGCAUCACAAUGCAGAAUGCCCUCACCCCACAAGUUGUCAUAGCAACUGCUGACAAGCUCAUCUAUAACUACGCCAUUGAAAUGUGUCAAACUGCUGCUUUGGAUGAAUUGUUUGGAAAUCCACAGGAGUGUUUUAAGCGAUACAACACAGCCCACAUCCUCCUUCACAGUUUGUCUCAGCAAGCAAGGAACACCAAUGAUAAACAGCUUCUCAAUAAAUACAAAGAAGCAGUGGAGAGGAGGCUUUCACAUAUACACUCGCAAGACUUCUACCCAAAGUACGAAGUCAGCUGAUAGCAGGUGCUCCUAAUAUCACAAAAUACACAGAAAAAAGGAGUGUAAUCGAAGAGAGAAGACAUCAUAAAAAAAAAUAACAAGCAGAAUCGUUUUCAUGCUUAUGUAUAAAGUUUUGAACAGACAAAAAUGGGACAAAAAAUUAUAAACAAUAAAAAAAUGAAAAAUAAAUGCCACAACUGCCUAUCAACAUAAAAGUGAAAUAUAUGACAGAAUAGAAAGAGAGAUACUCAGGGACGACAGCUUGACUCCAAGACUCAUCAGAGUAAGGAAACACGUGGCUGUUGGAAUGCAUCGUAUCAAAAGGAAAACGGAAUGAUAUUAUCAAUUAUUGACAAUAUUGCAGAGGAAAGGGACUGUGUAAUAUAUACCGCCUAGAAUGGCAUCCUGUGUAAACUGAUAAUUUAUGUCAGGAUACCCUCUGCAUUCUGAAGUGUAUUAAUAUUGACUCUAAUGGUGUGAUAACCCAUUGUGGAGAUUUAUACAAGCAUGUUUUGUAUGGUACUUGGAAUUGUGACUUGUAUUUGGAGAUGGACAUAUUAUACUUAAAUAGCAAAUAAGUGCAUGGUAUUAAUUUUCAAGGUCCACCAAGUUAUAGCAUAUAAAACAUUUUACAUUUGUUUUUGCUGUAAAACUUUUUCGAAACUUGUUGACAAUGUACAUGGAGUAAGCAUAUCUAAAUGAUGCAUCAUUUUGCUAUUAUUUGCCAAACCUUUUCCCUCCACAUUUUAUUUAUUGAAUUGUCUCCCUUGUGUUCAGUGUCUUGCCAGCCUAUUAUUUUGUUUGUAGCUUUGUCGUCAUGUUAUACAUCUUCCUCUCCUUCUCUCCCUUCCUGUAUUAUGCCUCAAACAUGAAGUAAUCUGUAGUUUAUUUAUCCAUAGAAUCAUCAAUAAUGUGCUAAAUUUAAAGCUUUGCUAACUUUAAGUGCUACAAAUGUUAAAAUCUUACUGCCUUAUUUACUCAGCAUUUAGCAAUAAUUUCAUCGAACACCAGCAUGUGUCAGUGAAAUAUUUUAGCUUUGUUGGAGCCCAUGUACUUACUGCAAUAUCUAACCUGCUGUCUGAAGCAUUGUAUAUAAUUCAUUGUCAACACCUGUAAAAGUUGUGAUAACCCUGGUACAACUGUUUUGUUAUGUAGAUGAUAUGCCUGGAUAUACCUACUGGUAUUUAUUCUGUAGGUUACAGCAGGUAUAUAUGUUUCUUGUGUAUAUUACAGCAUAUUCGCUUUCACAUUUUGUACAUAUUUGUGGCUUGUACAUUUUCUCCCAGUGUUGUCUUUAAGCAGGAAUACAGCAUGCUUUUUAAAGAUUCUUUGUUCAAUUGUAGAUAUAUAAUAAUUAUCAUUGCUAGUCAUACAAUGACAUAUGUUAAAAAGUUGUAUGAUUAAUUGAAAGCAUGAAACAGAACAAUCAUUAUGAGUAAUAAGAACAGAGAAUUUUUAAGAUGCUUUGUUUGCCAUGAUGAAUUAGUUUAUGGAUGAUUUUGUUGAAGUAACUUGAUUAUAGUUUAUGUAUUGGUCUUUCAGUAUUUUGUUAUUUGUGAUUUUAUUGUUUUGCUGUAUGAAUGCUUAUUUAUACAAAAAAAGAUUUUUGAUAUAUGGGUAUUGUAUACAACUUGUCACAGUUUGACCAGUUGGUAAUAACACAAGCUAUAGGGGAUGAAAUGAGGGACAUUGCAGAAAUUUUAUGUUGUUUUAUAGUUUUAGAUUGUCUUUCAUGUUUUAGUAGUGGCUUUGUCCAUUUGAAUUGUUUUAUUCUUUUUGCCCAUGCAAAAAUUCCAUUGUUUUAAUAUUUCAUUGUAUGCAAUGAAAUAUUUAAAUUAGAACUCUUAGAAAAAGUUCACCAAAUCCAACAUAAUUGUGAUAAACAGAUCACAGUGCGUGGCUGACUGUGAUGGAAGACCAUGGAUUGUGAUAUAUACAGAUUAUACAGAUGUAAGACACUGUUAUAUAACGACCGGCCCUAGAGUAAUAAUCAGGAGGGAGGUGCCAAGCUCCGGACGAGUAGAUUCUAUUUCUCUAGUCUUUCACUGACUCGAGAACCACCUGUGUUCCAUUGUAGUACAUGUACCUUUGUAUUACCUCAUUCUUAGGGACUGAGAUUUGUACAUUGUAUGAAUGAAAUAAAUGAUGAAAAGUC